This is a messenger RNA of Mizuhopecten yessoensis (Yesso scallop), 4538 nucleotides long. RefSeq lists its product as uncharacterized. Gene Ontology annotation, biological process: DNA damage tolerance; protein monoubiquitination. The record is from RefSeq and is a predicted model, not a curated record. Gene Ontology annotation, cellular component: nucleus; Rad6-Rad18 complex. NCBI's taxonomy places the organism in Eukaryota, Metazoa, Mollusca, Bivalvia, Pectinida, Pectinidae. The transcript has 15 exons. Gene Ontology annotation, molecular function: single-stranded DNA binding; ubiquitin protein ligase activity. Bases 33 to 2717 code for a protein of 894 amino acids.
ACAUUCGGCACAGAAAUUAUAACGCGGGAAAGAUGGAGCAAGUUGACAAGCUACUGAAGUGUCCUGUUUGUUUUGAACAUCUUAAGACGGCCCUGAUGAUCAGUAAUUGUUCACAUACAUUCUGUUCGCUGUGCAUCAGAAAAUACCUGUCCUACAAAAACGUUUGUCCAGUUUGUAAUGUUCCGACAUAUGAAGCUGAUCUUAAGAAUAACAGGCUAGUAGAUGACAUUGUCCAGCAUUUUGUGUCGGUCAGGGAUUCAGAGUGGAAGUCUGACGGUAAAUUAGAGUCUGGGCCACACAACAAGGUGAAGAGUCCCAAGGAAACUGUACAGGAUGACAAGUUACAGGCAGUUUUCUCACAGAAAAAGGACACGGUUCAGACUGACAAACUGCAUCAGGUGUCUCUGGACAAAGAUGUGGUCAAGGAUAACAAACCCCAAGACAAAGAAAGGAAACAGCUUUCUGGCAGGUUUACCCGAAUGAAGAAGAAAACACAAAAUUUUAAGGGGGAUAAACUCAUCCUGGAUAUAUUUUCACCAAAGAGAAACAGUCGCACACGAGCUGCUGCCGUAGCAGCUUCAACAAUUAUAAUGUCCACAGAGGAAGAAGAUUUUGAAGACUGUUUGAGAAACUCAAGUCUUCUUAACUUAGAAGACAAAGAUCAGCACAAAACCAGUUCAAAAGAUGCCUCAACGGACAAACCACCGGUACUGCCUAUUGAGCUUGGUAGUGUGAAGGAAGCAGCAACAACAGUCAACGUGUCAAGCAAGUCGAGAAAAAGAACUCGACAGAGUGUCGAUCAUAAUAUAGCUGGACCUUCUAUUAGGCCUCAGAAAGGAGAUGGGAACACUGAUGUCUCCAAGCGUGUGACAGAUGUUGAGAGAGUAGGGGAAGGUGAUGUCUCCACUGACAGUCUGAGAAGUGGUACGAUUGACAAAGAAAACAAUGAUCUGUUAGCAGGUGUCUGUGAGGAGACGAGUGACAAAGAAAACAAUGAUCUGUUAGCGGGUGUCUGUGAGGAGACGAGUGACAAAGCAAUGCCUGUAUUAACAGCAAUGUCACUGGACACUACCGAGUCACUCUCUCUCGGCGAGGAGGAGGAGGGUCACGAGGAAUCGGCGCCUCUCGACGAAACUACCGAUUACACUGGGGCUAAAAUGCCAUGUCCAGUAUGUGGUGUGGAAGUACACAACCAGGUGAUCAACAGACACCUUGACCAGUGUUUGGCCAGUGCGGAGAAGAAAUCCUCUCUUCGACGGUCAACACCAAAAAGGAAAUACAUGGCAAAGUUGGUAUACAAUAUAAUGUCGGAACGGGAUUUACGCAAAAAACUCAAAGAAGAGGGUCUUUCAAACAAGGGAGAUAAGCAGACACUGAUCAAGCGACACCAUAAUUUUGUGCUGACGUACAAUGCAGAAUGUGAUGACCUCAAUCCAAGGCCAGUUGAACAGCUGAUAACAGAACUUGAAGCAAUAGAAAAGGCAAAGCUAGCAGGAAGUUCCAUCAGUUUACGUAAACAGAGGGUGAAUAUUGAAAAGAACAGUUCCCCUGCUACAAUUGAAAAUGCUCUGCAAACUUACAAAAAGACACACAAGUCUCAGUUUGAUGACCUGAUGAAAGCAGCCAGGAAAAAUCAUAAAACUAAGGCGAAGCAAACUCACAGAGCUAAGAAAAGUCUACUUCAAUCUCCAACGAAGACAUGUGGCGAUGAAAAUGUUACACAGCCUGUUGCAGUGGCUACAGUUGUUAUAGGUGGUAAUGUCACUGAAACAGGAAGUGAAUUAAGUGAUGACGGGAACUCUACUAGUACUUCACUCCCAGAUAUAGCAGCAAGUUCCUCGUCGUGUAGUGUGACAAACUCUGAAUUAGGAAGUAAACUAGGUAUAGACAGAAACGCCAGUAGUCCAAAUAUAGAUAUGAGAUCCUCGUCAUGUCACAUGACGAACUCCCGAACAGGAAGUAAUUCAGGUAUUGACAGUAAUUCCUCAACUAGUCACUCAUUGCCAAAUACAGAAACAGGUUUAUCAGGAAAGUCUAAUAAAAAGACGCCAAAGAAAGCAAGGAGACGAAUACAUACAAAUUAUGUCACAUCAACACCUUCUCCUACAAAAGUGGCUGGCCUUGGGUGCUCCCCAUUCAAGAGUCCGAAGGUUCCUGGGGAUCUGAUUGUCCCUCCCUCCCCGGGAAAGUGUGCACUCUUCGUGGAGGACAGCGAGUGUGGUAGUGACACAGAGGAUCUGCUCUUUCGGAAAAUUAACUCAUCAAUAGAUACAUUUUCUGAAGACGACCAGGAUGACAUUGGCCCGUGUCAGGUCUCUGACUGGCCCGCUCUGUCCCAGGCUGCUGUACCUAAAGAGGCAGAGGCGAACAUGUCAGUCCGUGAGUGUGGUGAGGAGGCGGAGGUAAUGCCAGUGUUUGCCACAGAAGCUGUGCCCUCUUCCCUACGGGCACGUCACAUGUCAGGGCUCUCGGUCGAAAGUGGCACAUCCACAGGCAGUGGGGAAUCCUCUAUCCUCUGGGUCUCCCCUCCUGUGACCAUGAAGAUUGGGACCAGAAGACGAUCUGAACGAGUCCGAGGAGCAGGAAAUGAAGAAGAGGACAAAAGACCCGAAAAACAUGACAAAAAGGGGAAUCAAACCACAAACUUGAAGAGGAAGAGAUCCACUGGCUCUGGAUCAGUAGAUAGUAUCGCCAAGAGGAUCAAACGGAGGAGAUGAGAUUAGAUAAUCAGUGACUGUUGCUCAAAACCUUACUUGUUUAAGAGAAUGUCGCCUUUAAAAGGAAUGGAGAAUUAACAUUUAUUUUCCUUGUGAUAACUAAAUGUCUUGUUUUAUUACUUGUUUAUUUGUGUCAUUUAUUUUCAAGGUUGACAGUCAUUUUAAAGUCAUUCUAAUGGAUAAGAGGGGGCACUCUGCAAUGCAUUGUGCAAUAUUUGAAUCUUAAAACACUCAAACAUCUUUUUCUGAAGAACAGGUACGCCUAGAGUACUGAUAUUUGGCCAGACACAUGCAGACAUUGAGUGCUACAAAUAUUCUGCAGAAAUGAAAGACAUUUCAAGGUCAUAGGGGUCACAUUUGUUAAAACACUAACAAUGUCUAAUGAAAAACAGAAAGAGUCCUUAUUUUUGGCCAGUUAGUUGCCGGCAUUGAGCGCUAAAAAUACUGAAAAAAAUAUAUUACCUUUUAAUACCUUUAUUCAAGGUCAAAUUUGUCAAAACUCCUAAAAAGAAUUCUUCUGAUGAACAGAAAUACUUAGAGUUAUGGUAUUUUGCUAGUACAUGUAUUUUGUUUAGCGUGAAGUGCUACAAAAUUUGCAGAAAGAAUGUAAUUGCCCUUUAUUAAAGGUCACAGGUGUCCAAUGUGUUAAAACAAUUGGUUUUGAAUAACCGAAAAAUCUAGAUUUGAUCUGUAGCUUGCUUAUGGAGUGCUACAAAGUUUGUGAAAAGAAAUAUCCUUGACUUAUAUUCAAGGUUACAGGGGUCAAUUCUGUUAAAAUACACAAAUUCUUCUAAAAUACCUAAACAAAAUCAGGGUAAUGAGACCGCCAGAAGGUUGCUGGGAAUUGGUGCUUCAAAGUUUUGAAAAGGAAAUAAUGUUGACCCAUAUACAAGGUCACUGGGGUCAAACUUGCUUACACUCUCAAAUGUUUUCUGAAGAACCAAAACGUCUAGAAUGGUUAUUGUUAGCGUGUAGCUUGUUGGAAUGCAACAAAGUUGGAGAAAAGAAAUAACCAUGACCCUUUUUCAUGGUUACUGGAGUCCUAUGUUUGAAAACACUAAAGUUUCUUCAAAAUAAUGAAAAGAUCAAGAAUCAUAUUUGACUGAUAGCUCAAUGAAGUAGAGGGUACAAAAUUUGUGAAUAGAAAUAACUAGGACAUACAUUUAAGGUCAUAAGGGUCUAAUUUGUUAAAAUCAAAUCCUAAAAUGACUUCCUCUGCAGAACCAAAAGACUUAGGGUAGUAAUAUUUGGGAUGGAGUGAUACAAAGUUUUUUUAUACAAAGGCCACAUUAAUCGGCUGAUCAUCUUUGGGCCCAUUGUGUUUGAUUAGAAUCUAUUUAUUUGACAAUGAAGAAAUCAUAAUGAGGAUGUUAAUAUAUUGACUUAUAGAUUUUUGUAUUGUGUUCUUUUCUGUAUAUGAUAAUAUGUUUAGUUAGUAUACAGUUUAUUAAUUUCAUAUUUUAUGUUAAUUUUACCUCGGUUGAGUUUUUGUAGGAUGAGUAAGACAAUAUAAUUGUGAAGGAUAAUCAAGUCUUUUACAGAAAAUACCGAGUGAUAGUGUAACCUAAACACCAUAGUACAGGUGGUAUAGGGUCAUCCUGUCUCUACAAAAUACAUAUUCGUUCACAAUAGAAAUGGAUAUUGGUACCUGAACCAUGUGUUUGGUACCUAACAGCUUAUGUUGAAAUAAGGUAGAUAUCAAAUUCAUAUUUUAACUGUAAUAGAUGAAUGACAUUGUGAUGUUGAAAAGAAGUUGUUUUUGUAUAUUGUCAGUAGAAGAUUUUGACAAAGACAGCACAUUAAAAUAAAUCUUCAAUACCA